This is a messenger RNA of Spodoptera frugiperda (fall armyworm), 3728 nucleotides long. RefSeq names its product probable ATP-dependent RNA helicase kurz (gene kz). Gene Ontology annotation, biological process: maturation of SSU-rRNA from tricistronic rRNA transcript (SSU-rRNA, 5.8S rRNA, LSU-rRNA). Gene Ontology annotation, molecular function: RNA binding; ATP binding. The record is from RefSeq and is a predicted model, not a curated record. Gene Ontology annotation, cellular component: intracellular anatomical structure; nucleolus. NCBI's taxonomy places the organism in Eukaryota, Metazoa, Arthropoda, Insecta, Lepidoptera, Noctuidae. The transcript has 19 exons. The coding region runs from base 110 to 3667 and encodes 1185 amino acids.
AAAUAAAGUCAUAACAAAAACACGUUGUUUUGAUGAUUAUCGUGUGAGGUUUUAUUACUGAUAUUUUACUGAAUUCAUGGUGUUUUAAUUAAUAAAUGAAUUAGUAAACAUGGGGAAAGGACGCUAUAACGCUAAAGCUCGCCAAGUCGUGAAGACUGACAUAGAUAAUUCGAAAACUAGUGAGAUUCAAUUAGAAUUCGCCACCAAUGAAUAUGGAGCUACAGACUCGACCAAUUUACUGGCUUUACCGUCAAAGAAACGCGACACUAAGAUUGUCAAAGAAAAGAAAGAAAAAACUAGAUUUCUUUCAAAAGCCCAAAGGAAAAGAUUAGAAAAGAUUGUUGAAAAGAAAAAGAAGAAAGAAAAUAGGGCAUCUCUCCUUGAAUCUCUGUCACAAGUGCAAGCGUCUGCCGAGGAAGUGCAGCAGUUGACGGGCAUAUCUGCUGUCCAGACCAUUGGGCUGAGGAAGCUCAAUGAGCUGAACUCCGAGCUGACUACACAAACAGUUAGUGAGGAAACUGAGAAUAAGAAGUUUAGUAGUAUCGCUGGUGCCAAGAAACGUCUUCGACUGUUAAAAAUGGAUAAUGCAGAGAAAAUUAAAAAGAAAAAGUAUGAUCCUAACGUAGUUGGACUGGAAGAGUCUUCGGAAGACAGCAGCUCGGAAUCUGAAGAGGAAAACGAUGAUAAUGAUGAUGAGGAACCAGAAAUUAUCAACGGACAUGAUGACAAAGAAAAAGAGACUCCAAAACCAGUUGAUAAGGUUGAUAUUACUGUGGCAGAUACAAAUGAUUCUAAAGCAGAAAAAACAAUAGAAAUUCCAGAUGAUAAGAAAGAAAAUGUAAAGAAAAAUAAUAAAAAAGAAAUUAAAGUUGAGAAGAAACCGUUGCUUGAGCAUCCUACGGUACAUGUGGAAGUGAAAAGAGACCCUAAGAUUCAGGUGGCAAGGUUGAAAUUGCCUAUACUGGGCGAAGAACAGAGGAUUAUGGAAUUGAUCAAUGAGAAUGAAUUCCUUAUUGUUGCUGGUGAAACAGGCAGCGGUAAAACAACCCAGAUUCCUCAGUUUCUCUACGAAGCUGGUUAUGCAGAACACAAAAUGAUAGCCGUCACGGAGCCCCGUAGGGUGGCCACCGUGGCUAUGGCCGCCCGAGUCGGGUAUGAACUCGGACUGACCAGUAAAGAAGUCUCCUACCUCAUGAGGUUUGAAGGCAACGUUACUAAGGACACGAAGAUCAAGUUUAUGACUGAUGGUGUACUCCUCAAAGAAAUUCAAUCCGACUUCCUGCUCAGCAAAUAUUCAGUAGUCAUCAUAGACGAAGCCCACGAAAGGAGCGUGUAUACAGACAUUUUAUUAGGUCUGCUGUCGAGGAUAGUUCCUUUGAGGAGGAAACGAGGAUCUCCCCUACGGCUCAUCAUCAUGUCUGCCACGCUUAGAGUCGAAGACUUUACGGAAAAUACUAGGUUGUUCAAAGAUCCACCGCCGGUUAUAAAGAUAGACUCGCGCCAGUUUCCAGUGACGACGCAUUUCAACAAGAACACAAACAGUGAUUAUUUGAAGGAAGCGUAUAAGAAGACUGUCAAAAUACACACUCGGUUGCCAGAAGGAGGUAUAUUGAUAUUCGUGACUGGACAGCAAGAGGUGCACUACCUAGUCAAAAAGCUAAAGGCUGCCUUCCCUUACCGUAAAGACGUGGAUUACACGAAGCUGAUCACCAAGAACAAGCCGGUGUCCGACGCUGAUGCUGCACUGGACUCCGAACCUGAGGAUAUUGAGUCUGAUGAUGAUGAGGUGGAGCGAGAAAUGAAACGCGCCCGCAAAGCUCGUAGGAAGGCUAAGCAGAAGUCUAAGACUUUACCAAAGAUCAACCUGGAUGACUAUGACAUGCCCGAGGAUGAUGGCCAGGCCGACCUGGUGGAUGAUGAGGAUAGCGAGGGACAUCUUAGUGAUUCAGACGCUGAAGAAGACUCCCUAGCACCGUCCAUCAAGUCCUGUCGCCAACCACUAUGGGUGCUACCUCUGUACUCAAUGCUGAACCAAAAUAAACAAGCCCGGGUAUUCAACCCCGCACCGGCCGGAGCGAGGCUCUGUGUUGUUAGUACUGAUGUAGCUGAGACCUCAAUCACUAUACCCUCAAUCAGAUACGUUGUGGAUACUGGCAAGAAGAAGAUGCGAGUAUACGACCAUACAACAGGGGCGAGUGCGUGGCGCGUAGUAUGGACAUCCCAGGCCAGUGCGGAGCAACGCUCGGGGCGCGCCGGACGAGUGUCCAGUGGACAUACGUACCGGUUAUACAGUAGCGCAGUGUUCCAACACGAGUGUCCUGAACAACACCCCCCUGACUUAUGUAGGAGGCCUGUCGAUGAUCUAGUGUUGACGAUGAAGUGUAUGGGGAUUGAUAAGGUAGUAAACUUCCCGUUCCCGACGGCCCCCGAUAGAAUGCAGCUCCGCCUGGCUGAGAAGCGGCUGGAGGCACUCGGUAUACUGGAGAAACCACCGAUGAAGAACAUCAGGAAAGAUGAUGAAGAGGUAUUAAAAGUGACUCCGCUAGGUAAGGCAGUGUCUGCCUUCCCCCUGUUACCUCGCUACGGCAAGAUGUUAGCGCUCAGUCACCAACAGAACCUGCUACCCUUCACUAUAGCGCUGGUAUCUGCACUCACUGUGCCAGAGGUAAUGACAGGCAAACCAGACAGUUGGCCCGCGACCGGCAACGUGCUGCUACUGGGCGACCCUGGAGUGUUGCUCCGAGCUAUAGGCGCUGCUGAAUAUGCCUACGUUAAGGGGGAAGAGGAGAUCUUCUGCGCUAAAUAUGGACUUAGAGAAAAGGCUAUAAAAGAAAUACGCAAGCUUCGUAAGCAGCUCACUUCAGAGAUCAACCUCAGUGUGGCCGGGGUCAAUGUGGCGGUGGACCCCGAGAUGAAGCCCCCCAAUGAUAACCAAGCGAGGCUGUUGAGGCAAUUGGUACUCAGCGGUUUGGGAGACCAGGUCGGCAAGAAAAUAGCUCUUGAUGAGGUUAAACAAGGAGAAGACAAAAGAAAGUUCAAAUACGCGUACCACUGCGGCGAAUUAGAAGAGCCAGUCCAUUUGCACUCCGAUUCCAUUCUGAGGAAGUCCAUACCAGAAUGGGUGGUAUUCCAGGAGUUAUAUGAAACUGGAGCCGAAGAGAGAAGGAAGAUGGUGAUGAGGAAUGUGACUGCUAUAGAACCAGAAUGGUUGCCUUUAUUGGUGCCUCAAUUGUGUAAUUUGGGUGAACCACUAGAUGAUCCACCUCCAAGAUACGAUGAGAAGUCAGGACGAGUGAAAUGUCAUUUCAAAGGUACUUUUGGGAAAGCUGGUUGGGAGCUACCGACUGCUGAAGUGGACUUCCCAGAGAAAACGGAGAGAUACAGAUGGUUCGCCCGUUUCCUGCUAGAGGGCGCUGUAUUCCCUAAACUAAAGAAGUAUACAAGUUCUCUACUAUCGCCACCUUCAACCAUGGUGAAGACUUGGGCGAAGUUGCAGCCCAGAACCGAAGUGCUUCUGAAGGCGUUGAUUGCGAAGCGCGCGGGUACCCGAGACGCUAUGCGAAGCGUUUGGGAGGAGAAUGGUUCUUUCCUUCUCGACGAGUAUCUAAAGUGGGUGCCGGAAUCCGCUCACAACGAAGUCAGCUUGUACUGGCCGCCUCUGAAAUAGUCCUGUGUUAAAUAUAUUCCUGUAAUCUUGUAAAUAUUGUAAAUAUAACGUUAUUGGAAAU